UCCACCCGCUCCUCUCCGUCGCCGCCGCCGCGGCCGCCCUUCACCUUCCUCCUCUCCCUCGCGCCUCCGCUCUCCUUCCUCUUCUGGGUUGCUGCGACAGCGGCAAAGGCGAGGGCGGCACGUGGACCUCCCCGCGCUCCGGCGACCCCUGAGACUCUCCGCAGUCGGCGCGGCUUACCGUCCGGCCUGCACGACGACGACGACUUGACGUCCCGCACGCCGGUCUCGGAGAGCGCUGAAAUAAGCGAAUGGGCGAGGUAAUGGCAGCACGGGACAGAGGCGGCGCUAAUGGGGACGACGGCGAGACGGUUGCACGUUGGCGAGCGGAGGAGGCUGUCGCCGGGAACCGCAUGGCCCUUCAGGCUCUCCGGGAGCUCGUGAUUUAUCCCUUCCUCUACGCUCGCCAGUCCCGCCUGCUCGGGCUUAAGUGGCCCAGAGGAUUGCUGCUCUACGGCCCCCCUGGCACAGGAAAGACAAGCCUGGUUCAAGCCAUGGUUCGAGAAUGCAAUGCCCAUCUGACAAUGAUCAACCCGUAUUCUGUCCAUAAAGCUCAUGCUGGAGAGGGCGAGAAGUUCCUGCGUGAAGCUUUCUCUGAAUCCUACUCCCAGGCGUCACAGGGCAGACCAGCCAUUAUUUUCAUCGAUGAAUUGGAUGCUAUAUGUCCACGCCGUAACAGUAGGAGAGAGCAAGAGUCCCGCAUUGUUGGUCAGCUGCUAACUCUGAUGGAUGGAAAUAAGAAAUCGUCGAAGAAGCUUCCUCAUGUAGUCGUUGUUGCGUCAACAAACAGGGUGGAUGCCAUCGAUCCAGCAUUGAGGAGGCCAGGACGUUUUGACUCAGAGAUUGAGGUCACUGUUCCUACGUUAGAAGAAAGGCUGCAGAUUCUUAAGCUUUAUUCCAAGAAUCUGCAUCUUGAUGAAAGUGUUGAUCUUCAAAUUAUUGCUGGAUGGUGCAAUGGUUAUGUUGGGGCUGAUCUAGAAGCUCUAUGUCGAGAAGCUGCCAGACUUGCUUACCGUAGAUUGUCAAACUCAUCCGAGGAUGGGAAGGUGCUCACACUACUCAUGGAAGAUUGGGAGUCUGCUAGAUCUCAGGUCAAAGCAAGCAUGAUAAGAGGGGUAACUAAAGAAGCUCCAACUGUUUCAUGGGAUGAUAUAGGAGGUUUGAAAGAUCUGAAGAAAAAGCUCCAGCAAGCUGUUGAGUGGCCCAUCAAGCAUGCUGCUGCAUUUGCAAGACUGGGGAUAUCACCAGUUCGUGGUGUGCUUUUGCAUGGUCCUCCAGGGUGCUCAAAGACCACCCUUGCCAAGGCUGCAGCACAUGCAGCCCAAGCUUCUUUCUUUUCUUUGAGUGGUGCAGAACUAUACUCGAAGUAUGUUGGAGAAGGUGAAGCUUUGUUGCGAAGAACAUUUCAGAGGGCAAGGCUAUCUUCUCCAAGCAUUAUAUUUUUUGAUGAGGCUGAUGCAAUUGCUCCUAAAAGAACCGGUCCUAGUGGGGACACUGGCAAUGCCACGGUAGGAGAAAGACUCCUAUCAACUUUGUUGACUGAAAUGGAUGGUUUAGAACUGGCUACGGGGAUUAUUGUUUUGGCCGCUACUAACCGCCCCAAGGCAAUCGAUGCAGCUCUUCUCCGCCCAGGGCGCUUUGAUAUGGUGUUGUACGUUCCACCGCCAGAUGCACAAGGCAGGCAAGAGAUAUUACGCAUCCAUACACGGAAGAUGAAGCUGGGGGAGGAUGUGGACGUUGGGGAGAUAGCGGAGCGCACCGAGCUGUUCACUGGUGCUGAUCUCGAAGGCCUGUGCAGGGAAGCAGGAAUGGCGGCACUGAGGGCAGACCUGUCAGCCAGUUCGAUACACAAGGCUCACUUCGAGGCCGCAAUAAGGUCGCUAAGGCCGUCGCUGACGAAAGCAGAAGUUGACGAGUACGCAGCUGCCGCCAUACAUGGCCCAUCAGCUAGGAAACAUUAGACCAUGAUGAGGAAACAUUAGACUAUGAUGUAUCUAUUGAGCUUUUGUUCAAGUUCGUGUUACACAAGCAUUUUAGACCAGUCAACCCUUGGAUAACACAAGCAUUUUAGACCAGUCAACCCUUGGAUAACACAAGCAUCAUGAUACAUUUGUGUGGUUCUUUCUUUUUUUUAAUGAAAAAUGAGAAUUCGAGUGA
Molecule: messenger RNA, 2154 nt
Organism: Hordeum vulgare subsp. vulgare (domesticated barley)
Lineage: Eukaryota; Viridiplantae; Streptophyta; Magnoliopsida; Poales; Poaceae
Product: cell division control protein 48 homolog B
Exons: 13
Coding region: 249-1958 (569 amino acids)
Molecular function (GO): ATP binding; ATP hydrolysis activity
Source: RefSeq, a predicted model, not a curated record